Messenger RNA from Drosophila ficusphila, 1176 nucleotides. RefSeq names its product putative glutathione-specific gamma-glutamylcyclotransferase 2. The coding region runs from base 73 to 1011 and encodes 312 amino acids. Lineage: Eukaryota; Metazoa; Arthropoda; Insecta; Diptera; Drosophilidae. Gene Ontology annotation, molecular function: glutathione specific gamma-glutamylcyclotransferase activity; gamma-glutamylcyclotransferase activity. The record is from RefSeq and is a predicted model, not a curated record. Gene Ontology annotation, cellular component: cytoplasm. Gene Ontology annotation, biological process: glutathione catabolic process. The transcript has a single exon.
UGCUUAUCGAUAAACUGCCAAACUAAAUUAAUAAUCUUUAGCAAUUAUUUGGCAAACGAAGCACCGUAGCUGAUGUUGGGCUAUCUGCAGGAACUGCGCGGCAGCAGCUCUGGGACGGAGCAGCUGCCCGGCGACAUAUACAGCGUGUUCUUUGCGGAUAUUCUUCAAUCAGCCAAGGAAAAUGGAUGCAAGUCCAAGGAAAACCCUGGCGAAUUUUCCAUGCUACGGAGCUUUGAAGCGGAGGCAAGUAAUCAAUUGGAGCCACCGUCUGCUACAGAUGAGGAUGUCUGGAUCUUUGGCUACGGGUCUUUGGUGUGGAAGGCAGAUUUCCCCUAUAUAGACCGUCGCCGUGGGUUCAUCUUUGGCUUCAAGCGUCGCUUUUACCAGCACAGCAUCGACCAUCGCGGGAUUCCUGAACGUCCCGGCCGCGUGGUCACUCUUCUGCCCGGUGAUCCAGCCGAGGAUCGGGUCUACGGUGUGGCCUAUCGCAUUGCAGCUAGUCAAAAGAGUGCGGUUUUAAAUCAUCUAGACUACAGAGAGAAGAAUGGCUACGAAAGGUGCAGCUUGGAGUUUCAUACAUAUCCAAAUACCACCGCUGGAAAUGAAGAACCUAUUCAAGUAAUAAUGUACGUGGCCACUCAGGCAAACGACUCCUAUGCCGGAAAUGUGUGGCAAGUGCCAUGCAUUGCGAAGCAAAUCUUCAGCUCUGCAGGUCCCAGUGGCCCGAAUCGCGAGUACCUGUUCAAUCUGGCCGCCGCCAUGGAUCAACUCUUUCCCGGUGCCGUGGACGAGCACCUGGAAGAGCUGGUGGCUUGCGUAAGGCGUCACAUCGUCGAGGAUGAGCCCAAGUUGAUGCGUAAUGCUCUGUUACAUGAAAUAUCUGGAAUUCUGGAAAAGGAGCAGCUGUCGGAGCAAGCCAAGCAGCUGGAGAAGCUUCUGGAGCGAUGCCAACAGCCUGGCGGACGGGAGUGGCUGCUCUACGGCGCACUGCAGCCCGGAAGCGAGGCGUGACCCCCACCAUUCCCACUAGAAAAUGAUUUAUAAUACCAAUGAGAAUGUAAAAGCAUUAUAAUGACGUGGUAGGGAGAUACUUACAAAUGGCAGGGAUUGUGAAUCACAAUUGAAAUUGUGAUUUAAAAUGACAAUGAUUUUUAAUAAAAUUUUUAUUAUAAAUGA